GUCUCCCUUUGCUGCAGUGGCAGACUACUCAGUAACCCGAAAUAAUGUCAUUCAGCUCUGCCUGGAGCUCACCACCAUUGUACAGCAGGACUGUACGGUGUUUGAGACGGAGAACAAAAUCCUUCAUGUGUGUAAGACUCUGUCGGAGGUGUGCGAACACAUUGUGUGUGUGUCAUCGGACCCGCUGGUUUCGCAGUCAGCCCACCUCGAGCUGGUUCACCUCACCAACAUCAAGCCCUCUGAAGGCCUGGGAAUGUACAUAAAGUCAACCUACGACGGACUCCAUGUUAUCACAGGAACUACAGAAGGGUCUCCGGCUGACCGCUGUAAGAAGAUCCAUGCAGGAGAUGAAGUCAUUCAAGUCAAUCAUCAGACCGUGGUGGGCUGGCAGUUACGUAACCUGGUCGGCUCGCUGCGGGCCGAUAAAGGCAUCGUGUCCCUGACCCUGAAGAAGCGUCCACAGAGCACGCUCAGCUCUGCCCCUGCGCUGCUGAAGAACAUGCGCUGGAAACCCCUGGCUUUGCAGCCGACCAGAAGCCCAGGCAGCAGUUCAGCCACGCCUUCAGGCACACCCACCAAGAACUCCGCCCUCCAGGACCUUUACAUCCCCCCUCCACCUGCUGAGCCAUAUACACCCAGAGAUGAGACAGGAGCCUUGUCUGGUGAUGAAGCAUCUCGUAACCAUGGUGGCGUCAGCGCUGCUAAGCGCUCUGAGUCACCGAACUCCUUCCUGGAUCAAGAGUCUCGCCGGCGAGAAGAGGAGGAGCCCGUGUACUGCACCACGCCCACAUACGGCAGGCUGAGGCCCAUCUCCAUGCCUGUGGAGUGUAACUGGGUGGGUGAUUAUGAAGACCCAGCCAAGCUUAACAGAGAAAGCCGCAGAGUUGCCAUGGUGACGCUGACAGCAGCUCUUCUCGGUGUCUCACUUUCCUCUGGCCGCUGCCUAGCAACCAAGGGAGGACAGGAGAGUGGGAUCCGCAGAAAAGGGAAGAGAGAG
Molecule: messenger RNA, 997 nt
Organism: Neolamprologus brichardi
Lineage: Eukaryota; Metazoa; Chordata; Actinopteri; Cichliformes; Cichlidae
Source: RefSeq, a predicted model, not a curated record